Messenger RNA from Mesorhabditis spiculigera, 1512 nucleotides. The record is from the annotation of a GenBank genome assembly. Lineage: Eukaryota; Metazoa; Nematoda; Chromadorea; Rhabditida; Rhabditidae.
AUGGAUCGACAAAAUGAGGCGGCGAUGCUCGAGAUCGCGAUGGAGCAGAGCAUAAUUACGGCCGCGAAUGAGGCUCGAGCUCGUGCGGUUGAGAUUUGGAAACGCGAAUUUCCUACGCUGUCUGAAGACACGAUUCGCAACUAUAUUCACAUGGAUGAGGGCCCUCUGCGCGCAAAGUUUAAUGAGCUUUCGCAAGUUCUUCAAGGAAAACGUGGCACGAAAGUGCAAAGGAAGAUCGAACGUCCGCAGAGGCUUGCUGUGCCCAUUAAUCUCAAUAUUGAUUUCGACAAAAUUCACUCGGAACAAAUGAUCGAAGCUGUUUGGUCGGAACUCGUCCGCAGGAUGUCUUUUGUGUCCAACAACCCGGAACAGCAGAGGGAUGAAAAAGACGAAUGCUCGUUGUCGUUCUUCCUUCGCGACAGCUUUGUCACGGUCAAAAUGAGCGCCGUCAAUCGAUUGCUGAAGGGUGAUUUCUACUGUAGCAUCCUGAUUCUCGCGCUGACAGAGAUGGGACUCGGCGAUCGACUUCUGAAGGCGCAAUUUUUGCCAAACGAGGUAUGCUUGCGGGGAAUCGACGACAUCAUCCUGAACGCGACGGAGACGCACCAGCGCAGGACUGAGGCCCAGAGCGUCCGCCGGGCCAAGCUCCCCUACUUUGCAGAGCAAAUGUGGGACAACUUCCUGCAGCUCAAGAAUUUCGACUACAAGAAUGAGAUGAUGAAUCUGACACGCUUUGACUGUCCGGUCUGCUUCGAGACGUUCAACCGCUACGACGGUAUCCACUGCUCGCAAUCUGACGUUGAUAAGGAAGACCCCGAAUUCUGCCACCUGUUCUGCGAGGUAUGCGUCCGACAUCACACCUUGGCCUCGAUGGAGGAGAUCAACUUUGUGGACAGCGUCGGCGUCAAGUGCCUCCAGCCGGGCUGCAAGGGACACAUCUCGCUCCCUCGUUUGCUGCUGAUCCUGGAUGCCGAGGAGAAAGCGACGCUCGAGAAGCAGUUCACGUCGGCCGUGCUGAUGAAUGCCGGCCAGAAGGAUUUCUUGCGAUGCGCCAAAUGCGACUUCGGGUUCGCCAACAUCGACGACCGCGAUUGCAUCGAGAUUCUGAACUGCCAAAAUCCCGCCUGCAUGUUCCGUCAGUGCAGGAAUUGCGAUCGUGCCUAUGAUGGGCGUCACGUUGGUAGGACCUGUGCCGAAUUGGCCAACGCACAAGAUGCCGCCCGGAAGCGAGAGGAGGAAGAGCUCACUCGCCUCAUGAUCCGCAUCUGCCCAAAGUGCAACCGGGAAUUUGUUCGCGACUCUGGCUGCAACAAAAUGACGUGCCCGUGUGGCGUGACCCAGUGCUACCUCUGCCGCGCUAGCCCCAUCGGCUACGACCACUUCAAAAAUGGCACUUGUGCCCAGAAUACGGACGAUCUCCAGGUGCAGCGCCGCGACGAACAGUUGCGCCAGGCGCGCAUCAAAGCCGCCGCCAAGGAUGAACUUCUUCAAGAACAUGCCAAGCGCUGGGAA